UUAAAGAUUAUUUCACUCUUGUCUCUGCCUUAUUGUAUCUUCUGAUAAAAUUACGUACACGUGACGUUCUGUGUUAUUCUUUGAUUAUAUUGUAUAAGCCUUGUUCUAUGAUUGUAUUAUUGUGAAAAGCAYAUAAUUGAURUGCAAUUAGUCUUUAUUUAUGAAUGUGUCUGGCCAAGAGCAGAUGGACCAAAUUACCUUCAUAUGCAGUCCUAAACUCUACAGAAAUAUAUAGAGUAUCCAGUACAUGAACAUGGCCAACAUAUGGAAGUACCACGUAAAGGUAAUCCUAUGGAAGAACUGUCUGAUCCGCAGAAGACAUUGGUUUCUAACACUGUGCGAAGCGCUCGUGCCCGUGCUGCUCUUCCUGCUGAUCGCAUAUGGAAGAAGUAAAAUCACGGCGCUUAGUAAGCACGAAGUGAUCAAUAUGACCUACAAUGACCCAUUCCUGUUAAGCUAUGGUAAUCCUGGAAUCAACCUAGAGGAAACUCAGGUUCUUUAUGCUCCAUCCAGCACAUACCAUGGGGAUAUCAUCCAUCGUGUACAGGAAAAGUUCCAAAUAAUCAAUAACAAUAUUCAUGGUUUCAGUAACGCGGAUCAAUUGCUGAAGUAUUAUGCAAGGGCCUCCAAUAAUUCAGUGGUGGCAAUUAUCUUUAACUCACCGCCCAAUUCCUCCAAUUUGGAGUACACCAUUCGACUCCACAAUCAAUAUUACCCAUGGAGCACGAACAGGCUUUAUGAAAAUCAAUUCACAUUUAUGCCAGGAGUUGGUAGCAGUUACAUUUGGCAAGGAUUCCUGACUAUUCAAGUCGCCCUGGACAUGUCGUUUAUUGAGAAGGAAGCGGAGCGUCGAGGUAGAACUGUUCCAGAUAUCGCCUUCCAAGCUUUGGAAUUUCCUUAUCCCCCGUACAAAUCGGAUACCGGCGUGACUUCGCUGCUUAUGCACUAUUUACCGUUAAUGACAUUGUUCAGCUUCAUUUUCGUUUGUCCUGCCGUUCUAAAGAGAGUGGUAGAGGAAAAGUAUAGUGGAAUCAAAGAACUAAUGAGAAUGGUGGGAAUGGAAUCCUGGAUAAUAUGGUUCGGCUGGUUCGUCUACAGCAUUCUGCCAAUGUUUCUAUCGGUGGUCCUUCUAGUUCAAAUCAUGAAGUGGCCCCUGUUUGGAGCCGACUACCCGGUCAUCGAAUACACGCAUUCCACAAUCCUGUUCGCUUUUUUGCUGCUGUACUGCAUCACCAUAACAGUCAACUCUCUGUUCAUCAGCACUUUGUUCUACAGGCCCACUUCUGCAACGCUGGUUGGUCUCCUGUUUUGGAUCAUGUCCUACUUUGUGCCCAAGUAUUUGAUGGCAGAAAACAGCGAUCUGCCCUUCGCGCACAGCAUGCUGCUGAUGCUCCUGCCGAAUAUGGCGUUGCAUUUUGGCUACAGUGCCAUAUCGAAUUACGAGAUUCGAGAAAUUGGCGUUCAGUGGUCCAACUGGCACGAACCAGGCGGUCAGGGCGUAAAUGAAAUCACUCUAAGAAACGUUUGCUUUAUGCUGAUUCUGGACUCGAUCAUCUACUUGCUCCUCGCGCUCUACAUCGACGGGAUCAAUCCUGGAAAAUUCGGCGUUCCCAAGUCGUUCUUGUUCCCGUUCAAGGGGCUUUUAUCUGUUCUAUCUGUAGGUCGCUUUAAAAGCAACAACGUAAACGUGCAGAACAAAUUGGAAACAUUCCAUUUGCAAGAGGAAGGUCGCUUGGCCAGCGGCAUUAGUCUGAUCAAUCUAACCAAGCGGUAUGGGAAUAAAACAGUCGUCCAGAAUCUCUCAUUGGAUAUCUUCCUAAAUCACAUCACGGUCUUGCUGGGUCACAACGGAGCCGGAAAAUCCACCACUAUGGGAAUGAUCACCGGCAUGAUCAAGAAAUCCAGCGGCCGCAUCGUGAUCAACGAUACGAGCAUGAAAAGUACCGGCAACCUUGCCCACGCCAUUGGUCUUUGUCCACAACACAACCUGUUUUUCCCCGAUCUAACAGUGGCGGAACAUUUGGAGUUUUUUGCAAGAUUAAAAGGCCGAGAUGGUAGCGAAGCAAAAAGGGAGCUGAACAGCUUACUGAAGACGUUGCACUUAACGGAGAAACGAGAUGAACUAGCCCACACUCUAUCAGGCGGAAUGAAGCGAAAACUGUGCCUAGGCAUGGCCGUGAUUGGUGGGUCAAAGAUCUUGGUCCUGGAUGAACCGUCCUCAGGAAUGGACCCGCAAUCCAGAAGAGACAUGUGGGAUUUGCUGCUAAAGUGGCGACACAGCAAGACCAUUCUUAUUACCACGCACUUCAUGGAGGAAGCGGAUGCGAUUGGCGACUAUAUCGCCAUUAUGAAUGAGGGCCAAUUGCAUUGCUUCGGAACGCCGAUGUCACUCAAAAAGAAAAACAAUCACGGCGCCAGUCUAAAGCUCCUGAUCGAAGAAAACCAAGACAUUCAAGGAAUAGUGCAGCGAAUUAAAAACAAACUGGGCGAAUUCAUCAGCAACGUGGAAUGUAAAGGGCCGGAUGGAAAUCAAGUGCAGUUUCUUCUCUCUGAUGGCGACUAUGGCCCAAUGUUCGAGUACUUGGAACUGAAGAAGAAAUCGCUUCAUAUCGAGAACAUUUCAUUUGCUAAUGCCACUCUGGAGGAUGUGUUUCUCAAUUCCACGGUUUCGUCCCAAGAAGAAAACACCAACAACGAGUUCGUGUCUGCUCAUGAAUCGAUCGUGUUGACCGCUAACGCGCAAGAUACGGCAAAUUAUCUUCUGACCCUGAAGGCGCUACUUUUCAAGAGGUACCAGUUCAUUUCGAAAAAAAUGCUCAACGUGUUGAUACCGUCACUGAUUGCUAUUGGGUUUAUGCUACUCUGCAUCCUGUUGGGGCAACAAGAAUCGAACGACUAUGCAAAGAGUGGAGGUCCGCCCUUGAAAGCGUCCCUGAGUACUUACGGGAAAUCGGCUGUUUAUGUGAGCAACACUGGUGCGACUCACACCAUUCUCAGAAUGGUAGAUUUUUACAACGAGCUGGUUGUUGAAGCCGACAGCGACUUCCAUUUGGAGCCGAACGCAGUUUCCGCUAUAGAAGCAGAAGGUGUCAACAACCUGCCGUAUUAUCGGCGGCACAUGAUCGCGGCAGCGGUCAUCGGUCUGAGUGGACAAUACUUCACUGCAACCGCUCUAUACAACAACAUGGCCAUUCACUCAUCGCCCAUUUCAAUCAGUCUGCUCACCAACAGCCUGGCAAAGGUGCUGUUGGGCCAAGAGUACUCGAUUACCACCAACAUCCAUCCGUUGCUGAACACCAACUUUGCAGUUUCUACAGAGCAAUUAUCUGCAGUACAAAUCGGGCUCUUGUGGCUGAUUAUCAUGCCAUUGGGCUUCCUGUUCUUUUUGGGAAGUUUCAUUUACUUUCCCUAUGUGGAACUGUCUACGAACUUCACUCAGCUUCAGUUCAUGUGCGGCGUCCGGCCCUCAGUCUAUUGGCUCAUCACCUAUCUAUGUGAUGUAGUUGUCUAUGUGAUUUUUGCCUUUAGCAUGACCGUUAUCAGCUUGAUCUGGGAGCCGUUUAGAGGCACUAAUGAAUUUGGCGUGUUGUUGAUGAUUCUGGUGCUCUACGGAUUGGCCGGUAUUCCAUUCUCGUAUCUAUUCGGCAGGAAGAAGUCAUUUUCCUCCGGCUACGCCUUCUUUAUCAUCCUGGGAAUAAUGUUGGGCGUGCUACUAACCAGCAUAGUGUUUGCCUUAGAGGAGUCAGGCGACACAUAUUACGUCCAAAUCGGCAACGAUUUGAGGACCAUUUUCAUGCUGAUUUGCCCUCAGUUCGGGCUGACUUACUCUGGAGUGGCCUUUUCGCAAAAGGUAAUAAGCAACUACAAUUUCGAGCACAUGAACACUCAACGGCUGGUGGCAACUUGUGGAGCACUUAAUUCGAACGCUUGCUGUUUGGGACCGAGUCCAAAAUGCGACUCCUACAAAAGUUACCUCAACGUAUUACAGCCAUUCAUUUGGUUAAUGCUGCUCGGCGCGCUGUUCUAUCUGCUACUGAACAUUUUUCUGGACAGUUACUGGCGCAAGAAGGUCAUCAACACGUUCUGGAAUUGCUUCCGCAAGGCGCCAGAAUGCGCGGACUAUGCAGAUGGGAUGCUGAACGAUAGCAAUAGCAAUACCAACACUUUGAGAGUGAAAAAACUGAACAAAACCUAUUCGAAGAGGCCGGUGGUGAGGAACGUCAGUUUGGACCUGAAGAAGGGCGAAUGUAUGGGGAUAUUGGGGGUGAAUGGUGCGGGAAAAACGACCACGUUCCGAAUGCUCACCAAGGAGGAAGUCAUGGACAAUGGAACCAUCUCGAUUAAUAACAUCGACAUUGACAGCAAUAAUUACUUGAAAAACUUGGGCUAUUGCCCGCAAAACGACGCCCUCAACUACACACUAACCGGGCGGGAUAUAUUGAAGACAAUUGCAAUGCUGCGAGGAAUUUCCGACGAUGCAGUGGUGAAGACUUUCCUGGAAUUAUUCGGUCUAAGCGACAUUGCUGAUAUUCCAUGCGAGCAGUACAGCGGCGGCAACAAGAGAAAGUUGAGUUUUGCUGUGGCGGUAAUCGGAUUUCCCGAUUUUAUUCUACUGGACGAGCCGACCAAUGGCGUUGACCCACUGUCCAGACGAAAAUUCUGGCGACUAAUCAAAAACAUCCGGAACUUGAAGCAGAACUCUUUCAUCCUGACGUCGCAUAGUAUGACGGAAUGCGAGGCACUUUGCAAUGAUUUGAAGAUCAUGAAGAUGGGCACCAUUAAGAAACAAGGCACCAUUUCCAAACUGAAGAACGAAAUGGCUGGCGUCAAUGUGAUGCUCAAACUGAAUCUGAACGCUUUAGGACAAGAUUGCACUGAUGGUGGCUCACCAAGUAAAGAAGACCGAAGUCAAACCUUAUUGGAAAAUCCAGAGGUGACCAAACUUAAGGCGCAUCUGAAGGAAAUGUACGCGGAUGGCGAAUUUCGAGAUGAACAUGUGAUUUUUUUCAUUAUCUACAAGGGAUCGAUGCACUUCUACAUCAAAACGGCGGAUAAGAAGUGGUCGCAGCUCUUCAGGCAGUUCGAGGAGCUGAAAGCCAAUAGCAAAAUUGUCGAGGAUUUUUCCAUCAGCGAAGCAACAUUAGAAGAUGUGUUUCUGGCGGUGGCGAACGAUUCCACUUUAGAUUUAGGCACGUAGUGCCAAUUGUAAGUCUUAGACGGAGGUCUCUAAUGUGUCAACAGCCGAAUGAAAUCGGGUUGUUGAAAUUGUUGAUGCAGCAUGAGAGAAAGUGGCACGAUUCAAUAUUCUCGAUAGAGAAUUAUUGCAGGCCGCUAACUGCCGAAGAGCUUUGCCCCGAUUUGAUGCAAGCAGGAAAACCGAAGAAAAACAUUGCAAACAUGUAAAAUCGAAAAAAAAACAUUGUAAACUUGUAGUCAAAGAAAAAAAUUGUUUGGAAGUACUAAAAAACAAGGUCCAAUUAUUCAACUGGAUCUGAAAUGGCACGAAAUUACCAAAAUAAUAAGUCAGGGAACUUACUUAUUAUGAUAUAUUCGUUUUGUAUUAUGAUUAUACGUCUAGAUAGUUUUCAUACUGUUUUGAGGAUAUGGGAUAAAGUCAAGAGGCGCUUGUGAGCAACUUGGUAGUUGACAAUGCGGACUGUUCCACAUAAAAUCGAGUGCUGCUAUUACAACAACUCAUUUCAUUCCCGUUGACACAUUAUGUUGCUUUUUAGAUACUUAAUUACGGUUUUCGCUCGGGAAAGAAACCGUCAGUUGCUAAUUAUCCUAGUAACUGUAUCUUUGUAACUUGUGGACCUCCAGCUAAUCAUUGUGUACCCAAUUCAUUAUCCUAGGCGUAACUAAUCUUAUUACUAUAUCAAGGGAAUCACCAGUACUAAUCCCAGCUUCUAAACUAUUUCAGCCAAAGAUUUGUUAGACAAAAGUAUCUAAAUUAUUUAUUUUUGAUGGAAACAUUCUCGAUUCUAAUAUAAUCGUAUGACAAAUUCCUUUUUUGUUAAAAAAAACUUGUGUGAAUAAUUUUCUUUCAUAUAUGUUUAUUAUAUUUACAUAAUAAAAUAAUUUUUCUAAA
Molecule: messenger RNA, 6088 nt
Organism: Dendroctonus ponderosae (mountain pine beetle)
Lineage: Eukaryota; Metazoa; Arthropoda; Insecta; Coleoptera; Curculionidae
Product: ATP-binding cassette sub-family A member 2
Exons: 22
Coding region: 248-5197 (1649 amino acids)
Biological process (GO): lipid transport; transmembrane transport
Cellular component (GO): intracellular membrane-bounded organelle; membrane
Molecular function (GO): lipid carrier activity; ABC-type transporter activity; ATP binding
Source: RefSeq, a predicted model, not a curated record